Chironomus riparius is the source of this 732-nucleotide messenger RNA. Lineage: Eukaryota; Metazoa; Arthropoda; Insecta; Diptera; Chironomidae. The record is from the annotation of a GenBank genome assembly.
AUGAAGUCAUCUAUAAUCUCAACCUAUUUAAUCAUCACAUCAUCACUAGUCAAUGCUAGAAUCGUCCGAAUAUUGAGGCCUUUGGCAUAUCAGCAUGAACUUUAUGACGAGAAUUUUGACAAGGAUGUCCAAGAGUUUUUCACCAAAGAUGACUUGGCAGAAAUUUAUGCAAAAGAGUCGUGCGUUCAAUAUCAAAUGAACUUUGAAGGGCUUAAGGACAAGAAACAAGAGCCAAUUAAGUUGAAAAUUCUUAUUCUUAGUGCCAGUGCUUUAUGCUUGACUGAUCAAGAAAAGUUCUUUAAAAGCUUAGCUGAAAAUUUAUACAAAAUUGCAAAUAGUUUCGACAAUAUCGAGUACAUGGAGUGUCUGCAGCUGGAGUUUAAAAAAAUACAACCAAGUUCAAGAAUAUUAAGGAAUUUCACAUACGAACUUACAGACGAAGACAUCAAAUUUUGUGAAAAAGCUCCAGAAAUCAAGGAAAUUGAGGACGUAAUUGACCGUUUUCAGAUAAAAUAUUGUAGAUUUUAUGAAAUGUCAUGCGGAGCACUUAGCACUAGAAAAGCAUAUGAGCUUGCAGUGAAUCUUAUUGUUUUAAGGACUGUGGAAGAUGAUGAAGAAGUUACUUAUGAGCUGGAGCGUCUAGGACAUGUAUUUAGAGAGAAAGUUAUGAAUAUUCUAGAAUGUAUGAAGAAAAGCCUUGAUAAUUAUUUAAAGCCUAUUUAUAUGAAAUAA